This is a messenger RNA of Colletotrichum navitas, 2275 nucleotides long. Its product is annotated as general substrate transporter. The transcript has 13 exons. Gene Ontology annotation, biological process: carbohydrate transport; transmembrane transport. Bases 161 to 1855 code for a protein of 564 amino acids. Gene Ontology annotation, molecular function: carbohydrate:proton symporter activity. The record is from RefSeq and is a predicted model, not a curated record. Gene Ontology annotation, cellular component: membrane. Lineage: Eukaryota; Fungi; Ascomycota; Sordariomycetes; Glomerellales; Glomerellaceae.
UCCCCCAUCACAGUUCCGCCGUCCCUCAUUAGGUCACUUACCCCGUCGCCGGUUCGAGUUUUUUUCGCAAAUACAUAACAAAGGGGAAUUUCCAAUCACCACGACGCGUUGAGGAACGCAUCAUUCUGUUGGAAGUCCCAGCUGAGAUAUCUCAAUAGCUAUGGGCGGCCACGCUUCCGGCAACGCAGCUUACGAUGCUGCGUUGCAGAGACGCCAAGCGCUGAUGGGCGCCAGUGGUGCCAGAGCUCUACUCAAGAACUGGAAGGUUGCCCGCAUUGCUGCUUUCGCUUGCAUUGGAGGAGUUUUAUAUGGCUACAACCAAGGAAUGUUCUCUGGCAUUUUGGCCAUGCCAUCUUUUGAAAAGCAUAUGGAAGGAUAUACCAAGAACCAAACACAAAAGGGAUGGUUGACAGCCAUUCUGGAACUCGGUGCCUGGGUUGGCGCUGUUUUAUCUGGCUUCAUUGCUGAAGUAUGCUCCCGCAAAUACGGUGUACUGAUUGCUACUGGUGUCUUCAUGCUUGGUGUUGUUGUACAGAUCACGUCCAUUUCCGGUGGCCACGAGUCCAUUUUGGGAGGACGUUUCGUCACGGGCAUGGGUGUUGGAAGUCUGUCGAUGAUUGUACCCCUAUACAACUCCGAAUGCGCACCACCCGAGGUUCGAGGCGCUCUUGUCGCUCUGCAACAGCUUGCUAUCACUUUCGGAAUUAUGAUCAGUUUCUGGAUUGACUAUGGUUGCAACUACAUCGGCGGCACAACGGAGGCGACACAGUCCGAUGCGGCUUGGCUGGUACCUAUCAGUUUACAACUAGCUCCUGCUGCCCUCCUUUUCAUUGGAAUGAUAUGGAUGCCGUUCUCACCGCGUUGGCUGAUUCACCACGGCCGUGAAGAGGAGGCUCGAAGGGUUCUCGCCAACCUUAGGGAUCUCCCAGAGAACCACGAACUGAUCGAACUCGAGUUUCUUGAAAUCAAGGCCCAGUCUCUCUUUGAGAAGCGCAGCACUGCCGAGCACUUUCCUCAUCUCCAAGAACUGAAUGCGUGGAACACAUUCAAAUUGCAAUUCGUCGCGAUCAAAGCCCUUUUCCAAACCAAGGCCAUGUUCAAGAGAGUCAUCGUAGCAACGGUCACAAUGUUCUUCCAACAGUGGACAGGAAUUAAUGCAGUUCUGUACUAUGCGCCUCAAAUCUUCGGACAGCUAGGUCUCAGCGAGACAACUACCAGCCUAUUAGCUACAGGUGUGGUUGGUGUUGUAAUGUUCAUUGCUACGAUUCCAGCGGUUCUUUGGAUCGACCGUGUCGGUCGUAAGCCAGUUCUUACCGUCGGAGCUAUCGGCAUGGGCACUUGUCACCUCAUUAUUGCUGUGAUUCUUGCCAAGAACAUUGACCGUUUUGACCAACAGCCUGCCGCUGGCUGGGCGGCCGUUUGCAUGGUCUGGCUAUUUGUUAUUCAUUUUGGAUAUUCAUGGGGUCCCUGCGCGUGGAUUAUCAUUGCCGAGGUGUGGCCUUUGAGCACACGUCCCUAUGGUGUAUCACUCGGUGCUUCUAGUAACUGGAUGAACAACUUCAUCGUAGGACAAGUUACCCCCGAUAUGUUAACAAGCAUCACGUACGGAACCUAUAUUUUGUUCGGCCUCUUGACGUAUCUUGGAGCAGCCUUCAUCUGGUUCAUUGUUCCUGAAACCAAGCGCUUAUCUUUGGAAGAAAUGGACCUAUUGUUUGGCUCAGAGGGGGCUGCCGCUGCCGACUCUGAGCGCAUGGAGGAGAUCAACAAUGAGAUUGGCCUGAGUGCGGUGCUAAAUCGCACAUCGCCUAAUGAUCGGCUCUCUCAUUCGGCCGACCUAGAGAAGACUGAGAUUUAGUAUAGCUGCCACUGAUAGUCUCUGAGUCCAGAGAAGGGAUUCACUGGCGGUAUGGUAAAAGCAUCUGAAUCGUGGUUCGUCAGAGCAAACCCUGUGUAGUUUCUUCGGAGCUGGGCCUGGUUUCAUGACCUUCUUAUCUAUCUCGUUUUGAAACUAGAUUGUAAUUUAACGUUGGUGAUUCUGGGAGUAAUCUGUAAUUCUUGAAGGCUUUUGUUAAAGAAGAAGAAGAAAGAGAAGAAGAUUGCUUGGGUGGCAGGCAGGCCGAUUUCACAGUCUAUCCUGAUUAUGAUUAUCACAAGAUAUAUGAGUGUUAGGUCCUGCCCACGUAAUUAACAGUAUCGUUUUAUUGCGUGGCAGUUAUAAACCCAGCUCUACCGACUUUAUGCCACAAUAGUCAAACUUUAAAGUACAUUAGCAGCG